UCUGGUCCCAGUCAGCCCCUGUAGUGAAGUACUUUGGAUGCCACUGUGAUCUCCACUAUGGGAGUCACCAGCAGCACCACUACUUACCCUUCCAAUGCCCAUUCAGCACCAACAGAGAAGGGGAAUGACAUACCCAAAAACAAGCAGAUCAGGUACUGAAAUGUUCAGUUGGUGACUCAUAGAUCAGGGUUGUCAUUUCCCUAAUUUCUAAAUAAAGUAGAUUGAAUAUUAUCUUUACCAUAAUUGGGCAUCUAAAUAUGUAAUCAUUACCAUCAAUUUAUGCAUAUGAUUUUACAGUGCUUGGUGAUUUAAAAUAUCAUCAAAAUAAACAAAUACAUAUUUCUAUUUGAAUGCUAUAUUUAACCAGGGAAGUCACAUUGACAUAUUUUAAAGGGAACCUGAACAUGCAUGUGGAUAUAGUGUGGUAUUUGUCCCUUUCACAAUGUUAUAAUAUGCUGUGCAAAUCUCUAUUUUUGUGAGGGCUUCGUUUGAGAUCUCUCCACUGCAGUCACUCCAACUCCAGUGCUCUUUGUUCACGGUGAUGCUGCUGUAGUACUGCACCUUGCAAAUGUGUUGAGUGGCCAAUCAUAUUUGUGCUUCUUGUCCCGUAGGAAACGUGUUGGUGUGAAACCGCUCGUACUGGCACCGGAAGGGCAUGUGUGCCGUGUACACUCGCAACUGUAGAGGUCCCCCUUUUUCAGCGGGCUGCGCGCACAGCUAUUGCACCCGCUUUUUAUCCUGUGUAAAGAGGAGAGAGUGAGGGGGAAUACGUACGGAUCCUGCACGACCGCAGACAUGUAUCCUCCGUGAUGUGUAGCGCAAGGCAACUCUAAGAUACCGGUGUUCUGCGAGAAACAAUGAAAAUGUGCGGCUCUUUCUGAAUGAGCACAAGGACAUGUGUGAUAUGCGUUGUAGCCUACCUAUAGACCAAAAUCAUUCGCACUAUUCCAAUUUCCUUAAGAUUUGAGGGCACAGGUAUAUGACUUAAACUCAUUUUAGGGAAGAAAGAAGACGUCGUGUUCUGCUGCUUUUUGUGGAAUUUUCGCUCCAGCUGAGAGUCGUGAUGUCUGGCUCAUUUCCCACAUUGUUCCUGGGAAACGUGUUGGUGUGAAACCGCUCGUACUGGCACCGGAAGGGCAUGUGUGCCGUGUACACUCGCAACUGUAGAGGUCCCCCUUUUUCAGCGGGCUGCGCGCACAGCUAUUGCACCCGCUUUUUAUCCUGUGUAAAGAGGAGAGAGUGAGGGGGAAUACGUACGGAUCUCUAAGAUACCGGGUGUUCUGCGAGAAAAAAUCACUGGGGUCGGGGCCUGUUCCCGAGGGAGCCGUAUAUCCUCUGCCUCGGGCUCGUCGGAGUUGUGAAAGAAGAAAAAGGAUUCUGCUAGUCCGUGGUCAUGCCUUCAGACACGUGUGUGGUAAUGUCCCAGUCUCGCUGAACCGUCGGGAGAGACCAAGAGCGCUGCACGCCACCACAAUUAGCCUGCUUGUCCAUGGGUUCUGCUGGGUGUGUUGACGGCGUGCGCCCAGACGGAGAUGAAGAGGGUUGUCGGUGAUAAUGCGACACUGCCCUGUCACCACCAGUUCUGGGCAGGUGACGCCCCCACACUGGACAUCGAGUGGCUGCUCCUCAAGCCCAGCUCCAAGCAGAGAGUGGUGAUCACCUACUUCGCGGGCCGGGUGUACGACCCCAAUGAGGCGGAGGCGGGCCGGCUGUCCUUAGCCGGGGACUACCUCAAGGGGGACGCCUCCCUGCUGAUCAGUGACCUCAGCCUGGGCGACUCGGGCGAGUACAGCUGCAAGGUGAAGAAUGGGGGGAAGUACCAAUGGAGCACGAUCAACCUCAUAGUACAGGUGAAGCCAUCUAAGCCGCGGUGUUGGAUGGAGGGCCGGCUGUUGGAGGGUAGUGAUGUUAAGAUGAGCUGUAAGUCUACAGACGGCUCUGACCCCAUAAACUACAAAUGGGAGAGGCUGCUGGACAAGGGCAAGUACGUGGGAAAGCUGCCCCCACUGGCCCUCAUAGAUUUGAAAAACUCAGAGAUAGUGACACUGAGGAACCUGACCAAGGAGAGUGCUGGGGUGUAUAAAUGUACCGCCAGCAACGAUGUGGGAGAGGAGAGCUGCACCGUAGAGGUCAAGAUGCACUAUGUGCGGGGCAUGGGUGUGGUGGCGGGCGCUGUGGUGGGCGUGUCCUUCGGUGUCCUCCUCAUCAUUCUCAUUAUUUGGCUGGUGUUCCGCAAGAAGGAGAAGAAGAAAUACGAGGAGGAGGAGACCCCUAACGAGAUCAGGGAGGACGCGGAGGCUCCCAAAGCCAAACUGGUGAAGCCCAAUUCUCUCUCCUCGUCCCGUUCUGGAAGCUCCCGCUCGGGCACCUCCUCCACCCAGUCCAUGGUCCACACCACUGCCCCCCGGGGGCCCCGCGCCCGCGUUCCUGACGUCGCCGCCCUCAAGGAGAACGGCCAGCCCCCCAGCUUCCCCCAACAGCCCCCUGCCUACACACAGGUGGUCCCCAAGACCCCUGAGCCCCGCACAGCCCCGGCCAAGCUCAGCCCUCCCCCCAAGCUAAGCCCCGGGAACCUGGCCCGCAUGGGAGCAACGCCGGUCAUGAUCCCUGCCCAGACCCAGGCCUUCCAGACUGUGUAGGAGGGAGGGAGGGGAGGGAGUAGUGGAGGGAGUAGACGCAGACAGACACAAGAAGCCCCAGUACAAAGCUGAUAGCAACCCCCAACCUGCCCCCAGAAACGCUGUGAAAACCAGCCAUAUCAUCAACUAAAAGUAUAAUUGAGUGCAUUCUACGAAGGGAAGACUUUCGUAAGAGGUUUUGUCUCCUGUACAAACAAUAGAGAGCGAAAUCUUUUGUUCGCAUGACAUCCCAUGACAACAGAACAUUCAUUGUGUUUUUGCCUGAUUUUGCUGACGAGGUCAGUGAUGUGUAUCAUACUCUGAUGAGGUCAGUGAUGUGCAUCAUACUCUGACGAGGUCAGUGAUGUACAUCAUACUCUGACGAGGUCAGUGAUGUGUAUCAUACUCUGACGAGGUCAGUGAUGUGUAUCAUACUCUGAUGAGGUCAGUGAUGUGCAUCAUACUCUGACGAGGUCAGUGAUGUACAUCAUACUCUGACGAGGUCAGUGAUGUGUAUCAUACUCUGACGAGGUCAGUGAUGUGCAUCAUACUCUGACGAGGUCAGUGAUGUGCAUCAUACUCUGACGAGGUCAGUGAUGUACAUCAUACUCUGACGAGGUCAGUGAUGUGUAUCAUACUCUGACGAGGUCAGUGAUGUGCAUCAUACUCUGACGAGGUCAGUGAUGUGUAUCAUACUCUGACGAGGUCAGUGAUGUGUAUCAUACUCCGACGAGGUCAGUGAUUGCUCCUCUUCUUCCAGUAUGAUGCACAAGGGAGGACCCUGUGUAGAGCUGAGGUAUUUUUAAACCAAACCGACAGAGCCAUGAAAGCGGAACGGGCUAUGGACAAAGGGAAGGAGGGAGUAAGAGCAAAUAGAGGACUGGAAAAGAGCAAACAAAGGAGAUACACAGGCUGCAUAGCUCACCAGAGAUCAGGCGAGGGUGUCUGGCUGUCUCAUGACACCUGAUACCUGCUACCAACCAGGUCAAACCAGACGGCAGGACAAGACAAAGACAGAAAAAAGACAAAGAGAAAAAAAUUAAAACGGAAAAAGUAAACCUCUCUCUGGACUUGUCCGAGCACCACACCUACGACACUCACACACUCCGCCACACCGAGCCAAUCAAUAUCUCCCAGGCUUCUUUGCUGGCAUCACAGACCUCCAUGUAUUCUCCUCCGGGAUACCCGCCAAGGCCAGCAGGCAAGGUGAUUGGUUUAGUAAGGAAGGGGGUGCAGGGGGUGCACCGAUCGAUUGACACACCAAUGAGAGUGGAUGAAAUUUUGAUGCUGAUACAAGAGGGAUGUUUGCCUGUGAUUGUACAAAGAUGAUAUAGCUUAAGUAAGAGACUCCACCUAGACACGUCACCUGUCAUCCUAUACACCUGCACAUGGGUCACUCGCAGCAAUCAGAAAGAUAUUGGUAUUGAUUUCCCAUGUUUCCUGUGCAUCCAGCACUAUACACUCAACAAGUCUGGACUUAUGUAACGUUAUCUUCCCAUGUUCAUGGACAGCGUCAAUUAAGGCCAUAGGAAUAUGUGACUUUGUGGUCAUCAUAGGGGAUUAUUAAUGGCUGUAAUAUGUAUUGCUGUUGUCUAAUAUUCUAUGUUUCCUUUUUUCUAUUUCAUUUAUUUCAGAUUCCUUCAGAAUGUUUAAAGAUUGUUAUUAAAGGGGUGAACUUAAGCCCUAUCAAUAAAGUGCCACUGUUGAUGUUUGUUGAAGAUGGUUAAUGGCAUUUCUGUUUGUGUUGUGUUAAUAACAUUUCCAUUCAUCCAAAAUGAUUGAACUAACAUAUGAAUGUGUUCUAUGCCAUGCAGUAUAUAAAGGGCUGGAUUCAAUUUGUAUCGCCAAAGUAACGUGCAAGAUCUACGUUAUAGCUCCAUUUAAAUUUAAAGGCAAUGUUCCCACGUUCGCGGAGACCGCAUUCACAGUCGGCUGAAUCGAAAAUGACCUUAACAUUUUAAAUACCUCCGCGAUAUAGCUGGAUUCCAGCCCAAAAUCAUUGGAUGAAUCCUUGUUUUUUAAUGAGCAGAGAUUUGCAACAAUAAAUUGAAUCCCCUGCAGUUGAACUGUGUCUGAAAAAAACCAAAUAUAUUCUGUAUUAAGAGAAAAUGAGCAAAGGGCCAUACACAUCAUAAUAUGAUAUCACAUGUGUUGGCUCAGCACCAUCUUGUGAUUAUAGAAGAACAGUAAUGAUAAUCCUAAAGAGGGCCUUGGGUUAACAUACACAUUUUAAUUGAAUACACCACAAAAAAGUAUUAUUCACAAAACAUGAAACACGGCUUUACAGUUUAAAAUGGUUAACUCUACGGUGCACCUGAGACUGACUCCAUUUCAAGCAGAAUGAAAAGGACAAUAGAUUUGAGUGAUUUUGUUUAACCAUGUAGUCAUACUAGUUUGUCAAACUCAAAUCAUUCCAUCAAAGUCUCUUCAUGGUGGCCAAACAGAAUUUAAACAACACUCAACCUCAGUAAAAUAUCCUGGCUGAAAGUGUUGAAUUAUGCCCUAUCAUUCUCUCAUUUAAAUGUCAACUUUUGCCUGAGCUCUCAUUUGAUCCAAAGGCGUGACUUCUGCCUAGUGAUAGUCUUCACUGCCUCUACGCAGCAGCACAUUGGUCCUUCAGUGUUAUGACUGCUUCCUCCAAAGAGACACCCCUGUUAUUCUGGCUCAAUCGCAAUGUAAUGGAUGAGAUGUGAGGAGGUAUUUGGAGUGACUGAUGCUGUGGCGCCCUCCAGGAGAACCCAGCACACUCAUCUUAGAUCACCCAGGAGGAAGGGCUCUUCUCGUCCAGCGGUGCAGAGCAUAAGAGCGCGCUCGCACUCUGGCCUCCGAAAGGGUUCAAACGAGGACAGGUGACUCGAGAGUCUAUACUUCUUGUUAAAGGUUCAACAUUGACCUGGCUUUUCGUUCAUGCCUGGUUGAAAUCACCCAGAUUAAUUUGUAUCAAUAGUUAUAUUUUUAAAGUCGGCCUAUUUGUGAUGAGAUUAUUUCAUGAUUGUUGGCAGUUCAAAGAGUGAAAAGAAAGCAGCAAUUUUGUCUCUGUGACUCGAGUACUUCCAGCUUGCCCACUGCUGGUUGAAAAGCUCCUUUAAACCAGGAGACGGAUGAGUGGCGAGAUGAGAGGACGACACCUGAGGGAGAGCUCCUGAUUACCCACCACAACCCCCUUUGAAUUUCCCAUUAUACCCUUAAAAGCCAAUACAGGGAGGCCGAUGAGUGAAUGUAGCUCUUACGGCCGUUGAUGGGGUAGGAUACGCACCGGUAUCGAUUUUCCUGUUAUCUGAGUGACUCUGAAUUCCCCUGGCGGAGCGCUCUGUGUCCUGAAUCAUUAGGGUUUCCACCCUUUUUUGUUUGAAUGUCUUGCUUGGCAGACAGGAGAAAUGGGAAUGCUCCAAACCAUGCUGGGGAUUGGAACAACGUGAACCACAGGCGUUACGUUGCCCUUUCACCAUGUAUCGACUCCAAAAGGACAUUACCAUAGGUUAACUAGUACAAAACUUGCAUCUUGAUGUCAUUUAUUAGUCUGUCUACUCUAAAUACCUCCACUAUGGUUUGAGUGAUGGGACCUUUGAUUUCAUGCAUACCGUGUAAUGUUCAAGAGAGAAAGAAUCCACCCAAAGCUGAAAAAUGAUGGAUAUGCAUGUCACAGAUACUUAACUAGAGAAAGAACAAAACUGUAUUUUUGCCUCAAUGCUUAUAUAAAUAUAUAAAUGAUCAUCUUGUACAGAAAUUUUUUACAUUUAAAACAGAUGCUAUGACUGUAAAAAAGGAAAGUUAUGUUCAUUUUGAGUUUACUCGUUUGGGUUAAGUAUUCAAUCAUAAGUACUUUGCACUUUCUUAAACUGUGCUCUCUGUGUCCCGCUUGCGUUAAGCUCUUUUCACCAACAGGUUUAGGAGGGAAAUGUUCUCUCUCGCUAUUUUCUUUGAUUGACAAUGUCAUGCAGUUACUUGAGUUGUUGUAAACCAAAAAGGCAAUGUACAUACCUCCUUCUCGAGUGAAAAAUGUAUAUUUGUACAAUAUCUGAAUAAUUACUGUUUUGGUUUGUAAUAAAGCAUUUGAUGAAUAGCCA
Molecule: messenger RNA, 6685 nt
Organism: Salvelinus fontinalis (brook trout)
Lineage: Eukaryota; Metazoa; Chordata; Actinopteri; Salmoniformes; Salmonidae
Gene: clmpa
Product: CXADR-like membrane protein
Exons: 10
Coding region: 1533-2639 (368 amino acids)
Cellular component (GO): cell surface; membrane; cytoplasmic microtubule
Source: RefSeq, a predicted model, not a curated record